Cylindrotheca closterium is the source of this 753-nucleotide messenger RNA. The record is from the annotation of a GenBank genome assembly. Lineage: Eukaryota; Bacillariophyta; Bacillariophyceae; Bacillariales; Bacillariaceae.
AUGCAAAACAAUCAUAAUACCAUGCAAGUGAGCGACCUCCCUAGCAUUUAUCCUGAGCAAGGCCCCUCGUUGGUCAAGAAACGAAAGCUAUCCGAAGUCAAUCCAGCAGGAGCAGCUUCCGCCGGUGCUCAUACUCACCAUCGGCGAGCGGUUCGUAUUGUGGGUAGAAGUAAUAGUCAAGCCACCAAUGAUAGCACUGUCGAUCCUCAGAUUUCUUUGCUUUCCAUGCUACGGAGGCAAGGAGUCGAUGGUACUACUGCCAUCGCCGUUGAAAAAGCCAACACCUUUUUCGAUGAUGUCAUUACAGAAGCGGAACUCGAAGCUUACGAUCAGGAAGUUUUGCGUGCGAUCCGAGAUUCCGAUUUGGAAACUCUUCGAAGCUUUUACAAAUCCAACCGACCACUCAAAUGUUCCAAUCGAUUUGGCGAAUCGUUGCUGCAUUUGGCCUGCCGCAAGAGUCUAUCGCCUGUUGUGAAACUCUUGGUGUACGAAGCGGGGGUUCCAUUGAAUAUUCGAGAUGAUAUGGGCCGAAGCCCGUUGCACGAUGCCUUUUGGACCCCCACAGUGAAUUGUGAACUCGUAGAUCUCAUUUUGAACAAGUGUCCUGAUCUACUAUUGCUUCCUGAUAAGCGAGGACACACACCGCUGAACUAUGCUCGCAAGGACCACUGGCCUGAAUGGAACAAGUACCUUGAGGACAGACAACACAUGAUCCUACCCAAAACAUUGAAUCUACCAAUGUGCUCACCAUGA